Messenger RNA from Astyanax mexicanus (Mexican tetra), 2092 nucleotides. It is a transcript of the gene endog, whose product is annotated as endonuclease G. Gene Ontology annotation, cellular component: mitochondrial inner membrane; nucleus. Gene Ontology annotation, molecular function: RNA endonuclease activity; single-stranded DNA endonuclease activity; nucleic acid binding. Gene Ontology annotation, biological process: apoptotic DNA fragmentation. The record is from RefSeq and is a predicted model, not a curated record. The transcript is spliced from 3 exons. NCBI's taxonomy places the organism in Eukaryota, Metazoa, Chordata, Actinopteri, Characiformes, Acestrorhamphidae. Bases 125 to 1069 code for a protein of 314 amino acids.
CAACAUGCGACCCACCGGCUGUUCUGCACUGAGGGUCACGCUGGAUUAGAUAGAGAGCGAGAGAGAGAAACAUGUAUAUUUGAUUUAUACUAAGUUAUAUGUAUAUAUUUUUAUAAGUAUAAUAAUGAAUAUGAGGCGGGUGUUCGGGUCUCGGUGGUUUGUCUCCGGUGUGUCGGUGGCUGUAGGAGUCGGUGUUGGAGCAGCACUGACCCAGUACUCCUCCUCUUCUUCAUCUUUAUCCCCCUCUUCUUCACUCCUCCACCGGCUGCCCGUUAUCCCCAUCCCCUCGGUGAGCGCGCGGUCGGAGCUGGCUCCGUACUCCCCGCCGGGCGCGCUGAUCCCCGGGGGCGGCGGCGGUAAGUCCGCGGCGGUGAUGAAGUACGGGUUCCCCUCGCUCUCCAACGUCAGAUCCCGGGAGUCCUACGUCUCCUCCUACGACCCGCGGUGCCGCACCGCCGCCUGGGUGAUCGAACAGCUGAGCCCGGAGACCCUGAGCGGAUCCGCGGACCGGAAACGCUGCGACUUUAAGGAGGACGAGUCGGUGCACGUGUACCACAGAUCCACCAACCCGGACUACCGGGGCAGCGGCUUCGACCGAGGACACCUCGCCGCCGCCGCUAACCACAAGUGGAGCCAGAAAGCCAUGGAGGACACCUUCUAUCUCAGCAACGUGGCUCCACAGAACCCUCACUUAAACCAGAACGCGUGGAACAACUUGGAGCAGUACUGUCGCUCUCUCACCAAGCAGUUUCACAAUGUGUUUGUGUGCUCAGGACCACUUUACCUGCCCAGACAGGAGCCUGAUGGGAAGAUGUACGUGAAGUAUCAGGUGAUUGGGAAGAACCACGUGGCGGUGCCGACUCACUUCUUUAAGGUGGUGAUUCUGGAGAAUCGGCGCGGGGAGGUGGAGCUGCGCUCGUACGUGAUGCCCAACACGCCGGUCGAUGACAAGAUUCCACUGGAGCGCUUCCUUGUGCCCAUCGAGAGCAUCGAGAGAGCGUCCGGCCUGCUGUUCGUCCCCAACAUCAUGAAGAGGACCAACAGUCUGCAGGCCAUCACUGCGGGCUGAGAGGAGGACUGAAUCCAGGGUACACUUAAUUACCUACUUACUUACUUACUUGAGUAACUGCUGAUUAACGUCUUUACACUGGCUAUGCCUCGUUCACACUAUACCACUUUUUAAAUUUAAGACUAUUGUGGUUUGAAUUCCUCGAUUCAAAAUUACACGAGAACUUGCGAUUCUAUAUAAGAGAAUCUAUAGAGUGGUGAAUACCCACUUGAAGUGAGUCCAAAAUGAAUGGGAUUAUAUGUAGCAAUUGUGUAUAAUCGUAUAAAUGAUUGAAAAUAAAUUCAUAAAAAGAGUAAAAGCUUUUAAACUCCAGUUAUAAGCCUUUUAAACAUGCUCUAGCUGUAUAUCCAGCGUCAGAUUGCCAACAAAUAAGCCCACAGUAGCAGUAAUGCUAGCUUCUUUACUGCCUGAAUCCUGUUCGCUGUGUAAAAAUGGAAAAAUACAUGUUUUUUUUAGUAAAAUACUUUAUUAUACUUCUAAAAUUAAAGGAAUAAACUGGACAAGAAAAGAAGUUUGUUACUAUUUUAUUGAUACUUUUGUUCGUCCAUUGGUUCUCUCUCUCUCUAUGUGAUCCCAUUGGCUGUAGGUAGUCGCAGCUCGAGAUUCACAAUCACUGACUGGUCUGGAUAUUAAACCUGCUGGAUAUUUGCCUCCAAGCAGAGGUAAAAAUCAAUCGAUCAUGACUGGAAAAAGCUAAAACAGGCUAAAACCGUGUCGUGUGAACUAGGCAUUAAGUUCCUGUGAGUUUACUGUACAUUUUCUGCUGCUGCUCCUAAAUUCACAUAUUUACUCACUGUAUUUAAACAGCUACUGAUAAUAAGGCUGAAUAGCAGGUCUGUGGGAUUUUUACUGUGGAGCUCUUUCUAAUGUGAUGGGAGUCCGGGUCUGAUGCUGUUUCUCAGGAAAGAAAAUAAACACUGUUCUUUGUGUGGAAAUGGGAAAAUAUUUGAGUGCAAUUAAUAUAUUUAAGAACUGUCACUUUUAUUAAAAUACUGCUGUAAUAAAUAAAUAAACAGUAAGAUG